Entamoeba nuttalli P19 is the source of this 426-nucleotide messenger RNA. RefSeq lists its product as hypothetical. The coding region runs from base 1 to 426 and encodes 141 amino acids. The transcript has a single exon. Lineage: Eukaryota; Evosea; Mastigamoebida; Endamoebidae. The record is from RefSeq and is a predicted model, not a curated record.
AUGAGUAAUGACAGUAUCAACAAAAACAGUAUUUGGAAAUGGGUAAUAAAAGAUAACAAAGAUAGUAAUGAAGUCAUUCAAAUGAUUGAUGAAAUGAUUCAGAAGAAUGUAUUUGGUACAAGAGAAACAAAUGUAUGGAUUAAAAUACCAAUUGAUCAAGGAACAAUCAAAGAAAUUGGUAAUAGAACAUAUCUUAUUGUUAAUAAGGUAAUGUUUAAUAAUUUUAGUGAUGAAGAAAAAAAGUUGGUAUUAUUAAAUAACCAAAUACAAGAACAGAAACAAGUCAUUACAACAUUGGUCAAUGAAUUGGUUAACAUGAUCAAAGAAGAAAACCAAAGAAAAAUUGUUCAAGUUUUAAAUCUUGAUAUAAAAGAUGAGUUAAAUCCUCAGUCCUCUCAUUUACCUGAAGUAAAAGAAGAUUACUAA